Messenger RNA from Lycium ferocissimum, 1329 nucleotides. Its product is annotated as cathepsin B-like protease 2. The transcript has 10 exons. Gene Ontology annotation, molecular function: cysteine-type endopeptidase activity. Gene Ontology annotation, biological process: regulation of catalytic activity. The coding region runs from base 80 to 1150 and encodes 356 amino acids. Gene Ontology annotation, cellular component: lysosome. NCBI's taxonomy places the organism in Eukaryota, Viridiplantae, Streptophyta, Magnoliopsida, Solanales, Solanaceae. The record is from RefSeq and is a predicted model, not a curated record.
AUUCCUCUAUCUAUAUAUACCUUUGAAAUUCCUCCAUUUCCACACCAAAAUUUGAAAGCUAAAAGAGAAGCUAAUUAAGAUGGCCAUGACUUUCAAAUCUUUAGCAAGUCCUUUGCUUUUGGGUGCUUUGUUUAUCCUUGUCUUACAGGUUGCUGCAGAGAAGCCAAUAUCUGAAGCUAAACUUGAUGAAUCUGCACUAAUCCUACAAGACUCGAUCGUCAAAACUGUCAAUGAGAAUGCCGAAGCUGGAUGGGAAGCUGCAUUCAACCCUCAACUAUCGAAUUUCACGGUUUCCCAAUUUAAGCGCCUACUUGGAGUUCUGCCUGCAAGAGAAGGUGAUUUGGAGGGAAUUCCUGUUGUAACUCAUCCAAACCUUAUGAAGUUACCCAAGGAAUUUGACGCACGAAAGGCGUGGCCUCAAUGCAGCACAAUUGGAAAAAUUCUGGAUCAGGGACAUUGCGGUUCUUGUUGGGCUUUUGGUGCUGUUGAGGCGCUGUCUGAUCGUUUCUGUAUCCAUUUAAACAAGAGUGUCUCUCUCUCUGUAAAUGAUCUCUUAGCGUGCUGUGGCUUUUUAUGCGGGAAAGGUUGCAAUGGCGGAAAUCCUCUAGCAGCAUGGCAAUACUUUAAACGUGUGGGAGUGGUCACGGAAGAGUGUGAUCCUUACUUUGAUAGUAUUGGAUGUCCCCACCCUGGUUGUUCACCGGUAUAUCGCACCCCAAAGUGUAAUAGGAAGUGUGUCAAGAAGAACCUGUUAUGGGGGAAAUCAAAGCAUUAUGGUGUCAAUGCAUACAGGAUCAACCGUAAUAUCCGCAAUAUCAUGGCGGAAAUAUACAAAAAUGGACCAGUUGAGGUCUCUUUUACUGUGUACCAGGAUUUUGCUCACUACAAGUCAGGAGUUUACAAGCAUGUAACAGGGAAACGUUUGGCAGGCCAUGCUGUUAAGGUUAUUGGAUGGGGAACUAGUGAGCAAGGACAGAACUAUUGGCUCAUUGCUAAUUCUUGGAACACAGAAUGGGGUGAUGACGGAUUCUUCAAGAUCAGAAGAGGAACAAAUGAGUGUGGCAUUGAACAAAAUGUGGUGGCAGGGUUGCCUUCACCAAGAAAUCUGAAAGUGGAACUUGAUGAUGCUUUCCUUGAUGCCUCAAUAUGAAAUGCUACGAGUACUAGUAUUUCUUCAACAGGACACUACAUAAAUAAUAUGAUACUACUGGGGACGAGAAAAACUUAUAUAUGUACUUGCAUAAUAAUUUAUCUCGUCGAUUUUAUGUGUAUCAUUCAUAAAUAAUAAUCCUGUUUCAUUUAUGUUAUUCAUUUCGGUUUUCAACUUUA